UCUACUUCAGUUUUUGGCUGGUGUAAGUUUUCCUUUUGAAGUAGAUGACAAUAGUUUGGCGAUUGGAACUUACCUAAGGGCCAAUUAUUAUUCUACGGACAACGCUACGUAUUACACAAAUCCUACACUUGAUUUUUCCAGAAAAACGAAGGGAAGAGCGUCUCGAUGGAACAUGUACCGAUCUUUGAAUAAUUUUAUUGAAAAGUCGGGGUUUGGAGAUGGCAAAGCCUGCCUUUUAAGAACCAUUUGCGAAAUAGCAGAAAUACCUUUUGAAAAAAGAACUGGAUUGUUUGCAGAAAUUUUGCACAUUCUUCUAACACCGUCCACUACGUCGGAAGAAAUUGAAGAUUACUCAGACAUGGAGUACUAUGCUGCUGAAAAACUGGGGAAACAAACUGGAAAUUGUCAUGUAUUAUAUUCAGAGUGUAGCUUCAGUUUGGUGUCCACUUUUACUAAACUAAAAUAG
Molecule: messenger RNA, 466 nt
Organism: Agrilus planipennis (emerald ash borer)
Lineage: Eukaryota; Metazoa; Arthropoda; Insecta; Coleoptera; Buprestidae
Exons: 4
Coding region: 173-466 (97 amino acids)
Source: RefSeq, a predicted model, not a curated record